AUGGGCUCCCGCACGGCUCUGACACACACCAUUAGCCAGCAUUUACACCUUGCAGCUUUACGGGACGGUGAGAGGGAGCAGAUUGUCCUGGUUUGUUCAUGUGGGGGGGUUGAAGUGGGAUCUCCUGAAGCGGAUGGGCGGGUGUGCUGCACGGCGGCGGGCUGUGGGCUUGAUGGAUCCCAGGCCCGAGCCACUGCCCCGUUAGCGGCGCUGGGACCCCGGAUCGCCCUGGUCGCCUGUCAGCCUGUGUUUGGUCUCCCCAGUUCCACAGUUCAGGGAUAA
Knipowitschia caucasica is the source of this 282-nucleotide messenger RNA. Lineage: Eukaryota; Metazoa; Chordata; Actinopteri; Gobiiformes; Gobiidae. The record is from the annotation of a GenBank genome assembly.